Zonotrichia leucophrys gambelii is the source of this 4155-nucleotide messenger RNA. It is a transcript of the gene LGR6, whose product is annotated as leucine rich repeat containing G protein-coupled receptor 6. Bases 26 to 2896 code for a protein of 956 amino acids. Gene Ontology annotation, biological process: adenylate cyclase-activating G protein-coupled receptor signaling pathway; activation of adenylate cyclase activity; hormone-mediated signaling pathway. NCBI's taxonomy places the organism in Eukaryota, Metazoa, Chordata, Aves, Passeriformes, Passerellidae. Gene Ontology annotation, cellular component: plasma membrane. The record is from RefSeq and is a predicted model, not a curated record. Gene Ontology annotation, molecular function: protein binding; protein-hormone receptor activity; G protein-coupled peptide receptor activity. The transcript is spliced from 18 exons.
GCAUCCCCGGAGCUGCCCGGUGCCCAUGGACGGGCUGCUGCUCUUGUGGGGCAUUGUGCUGGCGGGCAGUGCCCGCUGCCAGGCGGUGCCCGCCGAGCCGGGCGCGCCCUCCUGCCCGCCCCAGUGCCACUGCGAGCAGGAUGGCAUCGUGCUCUCGGUGGAUUGCUCCGAGCUGGGGCUCUCGGAGCUCCCCGCCAGCCUGAGCCCUCUCACCGCCUACCUAGACCUGAGCAUGAACAACAUCAGCGAGCUGCAGCCGCGCGCGCUCCGGCACCUGCGCUUCCUGGAGGAGCUGCGCCUCUCUGGAAACCAGAUCUCCAGGAUCCCAGGGGAAGCUUUCUCUGGCCUCUACAGCCUGAAGAUCCUGAUGUUGCAGAACAAUCAGCUGAGCAGCAUCCCUGCAGAGGCACUGAGAGAUCUUCCAAAUCUCCAAUCUCUCCGCCUGGAUGCAAACCUCAUCUCCGUGGUGCCCGACAGGAGCUUCGAGGGGCUGCUGUCCCUGCGUCACCUGUGGCUGGACGAUAACGCGCUGACAGAGAUCCCGGUGCGCGCCCUCAACCACCUGCCAGCGCUGCAGGCCAUGACCCUGGCCCUCAACCAGAUCUGGCACAUCCCCGACUUCGCCUUCCAGAACCUCAGCAGCCUCGUGGUGCUGCACCUGCACAACAAUCGGAUCCAAAGCCUGGGAGCCAACGGCUUUGAUGGGCUGCACAGCCUGGAAACCCUGGAUCUGAAUUACAACGAGCUGCUGGAAUUCCCCGGGGCUAUCAGGACACUGGGCCGACUGCAGGAGCUUGGUUUUCACAACAACAACAUCAAAGCUAUUCCAGAGAACGCAUUCGUUGGGAAUCCCCUCCUCCAAACAAUCCAUUUUUAUGACAAUCCCAUCCAGUUUGUUGGACAGUCUGCUUUCCAGUACUUGCCAAAGCUCCACACUCUGUCCCUCAAUGGAGCCACGGACAUCAGGGAGUUCCCAGACCUCAAAGGCACCACCAGCCUAGAAGUUUUGACCCUGACCCGGGCAGGAAUCCAUUUCCUCCCCAGAAGGAUGUGCCAGCAGCUGCCCAGCCUCCGAGUCCUAGAGCUGUCACACAACCAAAUUGAGGAGCUGCCCAGUUUCCACCGGUGCCAGCAGCUGGAGGAGCUGGGUCUGCAGCACAACAAGAUCCAGGAGAUCAGAGCAGACACCUUUGUGCAGCUGCUGGCCCUGCGCUCCAUAGACCUGAGCUGGAAUUCCAUCCAGUUUAUUCACCCAGAAGCCUUUGUGACCCUGCACUCCCUCACCAAGCUGGACCUGACUGACAACCAGCUGGUCACGCUGCCCCUGGAUGGUUUGGCUGGACUGACCCACCUGAAGCUCCAGGGCAACCCAGCUCUCUCUGAGCCCUUCAGCAAGGAGAGCUUCCCCAAAAUGAGAGUCCUGGAGGUGCCCUAUGCCUACCAGUGCUGUGCCUACGGGAGCUGCAGCAGCUUCUUCAGGGUGUCCAGCCAGUGGGAGGCAGAAGACGUGGCCCCUGAGGAGGAGGAUCCCCACAAGAGGACCUUGGAGUUGUUCCCAGGUCACGCUGACAACCACUAUGACCUGGAUGCAGAUGAUCUUCAGCUGGAGCUUGAGGAAUCCAAGCUGCACCCCACAAUUCAGUGCACACCAAGCCCAGGUCCCUUCAAGCCCUGUGAUCACCUGUUUGAGAGCUGGAUCAUCCGCCUGGGAGUCUGGCUCAUCGUCCUGGUCUCGGUGCUCUGCAACGGGCUGGUCAUCCUGGCUGUCUUUGCUUCCCCCAGCUACCUGUCCCCGGUGAAGUUCCUGGUGGGCUCCAUAGCCGGGGCCAACCUGCUGACGGGCAUCUCGUGCAGCAUGCUGGCCCUCGUGGACAGCCUCACCUACGGCCGCUUCGCCCGCUACGGCGCCCGAUGGGAGACAGGCGCGGGCUGCAGGGUGACAGGGUUCCUGUCCGUGCUGGCCUCCCAGGCUGCCAUCUUCCUGCUGACCCUGGCUGCUGUGCAGUGCAGCCUCUCGGCCUCCUGUGUGCGGGGAUAUGGGAAGUCCCCGUCCCUGGGCAAGGUCAAGGCCGCCGCCUGUUGCUGCCUCUUGUUGUCCUCUGUGGCCGCCAUCCUGCCUCUCUUCUCCAUUGGGGAAUAUGGAGCAUCCCCUCUGUGCCUCCCAUACCCCAUCCCAGAGGGGAAACCCAGCAGCCUGGGCUUCACCGUGGCCUUGGUGAUGACAAACACGCUCUGCUUCCUGACCAUCACGGGCACCUACAUCCGCCUCUACUGCAGCCUGCUCAAGGGGGAGUUCAGCGCUGUCUGGGACUGCGCCAUGGUCAAGCAUGUGGCCUGGCUGAUCUUCACCAACUGCCUCCUCUACUGCCCAGUGGCCUUCCUCACCUUCUCCUCUACCCUCAAUCUCUUCCUUAUCACCCCAGAGGUCAUCAAAUCCAUCUUCCUUGUGGUCCUGCCCCUGCCCGCCUGCCUGAACCCCUUGCUCUACCUGCUCUUCAACCCCCACUUCAGAGAUGACUUCCGCCUGCUGAGGCAGAAAGGGCAGGACAAGAGCAGCUUCCCCCAGUCCUGCAGGGCUGAUGACAUGGAGAAAAGCUCCUAUGACUCCACCCAGGCUCUGGUGAACUUCUCUGACAUCGACCACAUGUGUGAGACACCUGAUUCCCUGGGAGUGCGGCCCAUUCUUGACAGCUACAGCUUCCCCUCCAUGGCGCUCAUCCCCUGCCAGCAAAGGGUGGGCACCAGGGGCAAGGAGAGGGGCUGCUCUGAGCACUGCCCCUGCCUCAAUGACAGUGAGGUGCUGAUAACUCCAGAGAGCCGGGAUCUGUCUGGCAGCAGCCUCCGGAUAACCUUCUUCCCUUCCCCAGCCACGCCGCCCUACACAUCUCACUUAUAACCCUGCUGGGAGCAGCCGUGGGAACGGCCCCACAGCCCACACCGAGGGCCAACACCAGUGCCCAGGGGCCAGCAAGGUGACACAAACGGCUCCCUGAAAAGCACCAGUACAAUCUGUCUUCCCUCAUCCCCAUCACACCUGCCUGGGCAACAGGCACUGCUCUGCCAGCUGCCCCUGGCCUAGAAGGGCUCUGACUGAGCUCCAGACACUCAGGGCUGGCCAUGGGAGGAGACAAUCCCUGUGUGAGUCUCACUUCUGCUAGGAACUGCCUGGGAGAGAGCCCCCCUGGCUCAGGAAGUGGGUCAGGGAAAGCUCCUCCUGCCCACCCUGCAGCAUCACCAGCCAGGAGGAGCCUGCAGCAAAGCCAAGCUUGUGUUCCCAAGGCAGAGACCUCUUGGCCAAAACCAUGGCUCUGUAGCAACCCCUGGAAAUGGCCACCUGCAAUGACAUGGCCACCCACAGGAACCCCAGACCUUGUCCUCUAGGGCUCUCUGCAGGUCCCACACACCCUGGAAAUGGGCUGGUGCCUGUCUCACGCCACCAAAAGCAGCAUAUCCAUGUGUACACCUGAGUUUUGGAUGCCUCUACUUUGGGAAUCCCCAUUCAUUCGCUGGGAGCCUCAUGGGUUGGACACAACCCUCACUUCCAGCCAAGCCCAGGAGCUGGGGAUGCUCAGCCUUUCAAUCUGACCCACAGAGUCUCACAAGGGGUCUCUGAAACCCACAGCAGCCAAACCCAAGCAGUUCCCAGAGAAUCCCAUGUGCUCUGCCUGAGGUCACCCAGCAGCACCAAGCCAAGGCACCCAAGGGCACAGCAGGCCCCUCAAACAGCACAGCACACCUGGGGCACUCCUGUCUGCAGCCACCUGCUCCUGGUCAGACAUGGUGAAAAUGGGUCUGGCUGCUGCCUCAUCGCCCCCAAACCUCCCUCCUGAAAGAGGCUCUUGGUUCUGGGUACAUGUCCCACACACAGUGGAGCCAUUUGGGGCACUGCAUGUGUCUUCUCCUGUUUUAAGGGCAGGCAGCUGGUGUAGAAGGAGGAAAGAGAAAUCAGCAUUGUGGGAUGGUGGCAUCAGGAGGACACAGGCCACUGGGAACAGCCUCAAAUCCACUCCCUGCACCUCAGGGAUCUCCCAAAUCCUCUGACUCCAUCACAAACCCUCCCAGUGCCACCCAGUGCAGCAGGGAGCCCUGUGCUCAGAGCUCAGGCCUGGGCAAAGCUUUGGUUCUGCUGACGUUACUGCAGCUGUUUGUCACUCA